AUGGAAGAACCCCUUGCAAAAUUGGAACGAGUCCAAACCCACCUCCUCCAACGCAUAUCAAAACUAGAACAACAUUCUCAUCUUCCUACAAAUUCCCCUCUCACCAACGACCCUGAAACCCUUUCCGACUCCGACACAGUCUCCCGUCUCUCUUCCAUUUUACGCACCAACGCCGUUAACGACUUCUCCUUCAAGAGAGUCGCUUCCGAUUACUACGACUGGCCUCUCGAAGCUCGCCGCGAUGCUCUUAACGCCGCGUCGGUUCACCAUCUUUGUAAAAGCAUCGUUUUAGUUAACACGCAAGCGCCUUCCAAUGUCGUCGAUUGUUCUGAUCGAAAUAAUUCAAAAUACUAUGUUGUCGUUGUUCAGUAUAGUGCUCGAUUCAAUGCUGAAGCUGUAAGAAGCUUUUUAUACUCUCUCAACAAUGGAACUAUAGCGAAGAAGAAAUUCAACUUGAGGCUAGCCCCUGAGGAGAUAUCAGCGAAGUUAACCGGAUAUGGGCACAAUGCAGUGACUUGUAUUGGCAUGAAAACAGACAUUCCGGUGAUUUUGGAUGAAGCAAUUGUUAAACUAACUCCAGAUUUCUUUUGGUUGGGUGGUGGUGAGGUUGAUCUGAAGCUAGGGAUCCGGACAUCCGAAUUAAUCAGAUUCAUCAAUCCAUUCAUCAUCAGCUGCAGUAGUAGUUAG
Molecule: messenger RNA, 687 nt
Organism: Lathyrus sativus (Indian pea)
Lineage: Eukaryota; Viridiplantae; Streptophyta; Magnoliopsida; Fabales; Fabaceae
Source: the annotation of a GenBank genome assembly